GUUAGUGUUGUGUGUGCCGGUGUGUGUGUGUAUGUGUGUGUGGUGGGCAGAGCCCUUCCAUGACUGCUGUUGUGUGAUAUUGACUCUAGUGCCACCACGUGUUGUAAUUCCUUAAAGUGACAGGUGCCAAGGGAGCGAAGGCCACAGAUGUUACCUCUGCCUGUAAAAGUGAUAAAAACCAGAUAUUGAAACAGUGAGAAGUGAUAAGUGUAAAAUGAUUCCAGUGUCAGGAGAGGAACAGGCGUGAGAAAAGCAAGUAACACAAGUGCCAGUAAUUGUUAAACAGUGCCAGAAGUGAGAAGACUUACGUUACAAGUGAUAAUGGCGGGGCUAGGCACUAGGUUGGCCGCUCUCGCCACCUACGAGAACUUGGGUCACCAGGAACCCUCACUAGGUACCCUUACAGGCGACGACCCCAGCCCCAGCGAAUGCACGGAGCUUGUGGGUUCUACGCGAUCGCGAGUAUGGAGAAACUUACUCUUGGGCACAGUGGGUGUCAUGCUUGUUGUGGCCGCUGGCAUUGCUACAAUUAUCAUCACACGAAGGCCUACCACCAUAGUUCCGGAGACAUCUGCAUUAACGGCUACUCCAGGUGGUAUAGAUUUAGCAGAGGUACUAAAUGGAACCUUCUCUACAGAGUCUUUCAACGGCACAUGGAUCUCUGAUAAUGAGUUCUUGUACCGUACGGAAUCAGAAGCCCUCAACAUUUUUAUUGUAGACACCCAGGCUUCUACAGAGUUGGUUAGCGAAGAUGUCAUGGGUGAAUGGCGGCCCUUCAAGUACAGUCUCUCACCGAGUAGGAAGUACCUGCUUAUGGUCCAUGAUGUUCAGAAGUUGUUCCGCUAUUCCUACCUGGCUCGUCAUACCAUUCUUGACCUGGAGACUGGGAAAACAAUCCCACUUGCUCCAACUCGUGUGAGAUCAAGAAGCGACCAGCCACCUCUACUGUUUGCCACAUGGGCACCCACUGAUGAUGCUCUGGCUUUCGUCUCUCACAACGACUUGUAUUACACCACUGGCCCUGAUCUAGACACCAUGUAUAGACUGACUGACACUGGACAGAUUGGCAGCAUCUUCAAUGGCAUUCCUGAUUGGGUGUAUGAAGAGGAAAUUCUAAGCUCAAAUUCUGCUCUAUGGUUCAACUCCAAUGGUCGACGCCUGGCGUUCGCUACCUUUAAUGAUUCUCGUGUAGACACAAUGAACUUCCCUCUCUACGGUCGCCCUGGAGAUUUGGCAUUCCAGUACCCUAUUCAGCAGUCCAUCAAAUACCCCAAGCCUGGCCGCUCCAAUCCUGUGGUGGAUCUAUGGGUGGUAGACCUUGCUAAAUUGGUCAGUGGUAGUGCAGAAACUGUGACUCGCCUGCCUCCUCCUGACUCUUUAUCCUCUGCUGACCAUUACUUCACUGCUGUUGGCUGGGCUACUCCUGAUAAAGUUUCUAUUAUGUGGAUGAACAGACAUCAGAAUGUGAAUACCCUUAGCAUAUGCUUGGCAGACACUGGUGUGUGUAGUGAUGAUUUGGUUCAUGAGUCGCCAGACCAUGCCUGGAAUGAUUUCUAUACUCCACCUACAUUUGAUGAUAUUAAUGGUGACACAUACCUCAUAAUCAUGCCCACAGAUCAGGGAGCAAAAGGAAAUUUCAAACAUAUCAAUCUUCGGAGAUCAUCGGACAAAACCUUGAUUCCUUUGACAACUGGAACUUAUGAAGUUGUGGAAAUUCUCUCCUGGGACCAAAAUAAUCACAUCAUAUAUUUCUCAGCUGCUCCUGCUGGAAAACCUGGUCAACGACAUAUGUAUUAUGUAGGGGAUCUAAAUUCAACUCAACCCAAACAAGCAUAUUGCAUUACUUGUGGCUUCAAAAAUGACUUUAAUGAAGAUUGCAAUUACAACAGUGCUGAUAUGAGUGAAGAAAGUACCUAUUAUGCACUGACAUGUAAUGGGCCGGGAAUACCACAAGUAACUCUGCAUCGUUCUUCUGACCACUCACGACUCCUGCUGCUGGAGGAUAAUCAAGAGAUUCGGAUUAAACUUCUAGAUCGAUCUUUACCUUUGGAGAAACGUCUAGAAAUUGAUGUAGAGGGUGGAUUCAAGGCCCAAGUUUCCAUGAAGCUGCCACCAGAUUAUAAUCCAGCUCGUUCCCAGUCGUACCCCAUGUUGGUUUAUGUGUAUGGUGGUCCAGGUUCCCAAUUGGUUAGUGAUAGAUUUAAAAUUGAUUGGGGUGAUUAUUUGGCAUCUGAGCAAGGAAUUAUAUAUACAUCAAUUGAUGGCCGUGGAUCUGGAUAUGCUGGAGAUAAACUUCUCCAUACACUUUAUUAUGGUUUAGGAACAGGUGAAGUUGAUGACCAGAUUGCUGUUACUGCUGCUCUUCAGAAGUCCUUCCCAUACAUUGAUUCUUCAAGAACUGCUAUUUGGGGAUGGUCGUACGGUGGCUAUGUGACUGCCUCAGUUCUGUCAAAAGACUUUAGUAAUAUUUUCAAGUGUGGUAUUUCAGUGGCACCUGUUACAUCCUGGAUUUAUUAUGAUACAGUUUAUACUGAGCGAUAUAUGGGCCUACCAACACCAAGUGACAAUUAUGCUGCUUAUGAAUAUUCUGAUGUGACUAGGAAUGUGUCCAACUUCAGAAACAAAGAAUUCUUCCUGAUACAUGGAACAGCUGAUGACAAUGUACACUACCAGCAGUCUAUGAUGCUGUCCCGAGCUUUGGAGGUUGAAGAUAUUCUCUUCAGAUCGCAGAGUUAUCCAGAUGAGAAUCAUGGCUUGGCAGGUGUAAAGAGGCAUCACUAUCACUCCAUGGAAGAUUUCCUCAAUGAUUGCUUCAACAGGACCUAACAGUUAUUAAGAUCAGAACUCCAGGGCUAUCUUGUCUUAUAUCAUGCUAGCUUUCUAAAGGAUGCAACCAUUAUUUUGGUUUUUAAUUAGGCAAGAAUGUGCAUUUUAAAAUGGGGAUAUUAGUGCAAAAUAAGAAUUAUUAGUACCUCCAAGAGUUUGAGCAUUAUUUAUUUUAGUCACAAUAUUUAGUUACAUUCCAUUAUAAAUUCAUCAUUCCAGAUUGAAUUGUAAUUAGGUAAUUAUAUCUACUUUAUAAUUUUUUUUUUUGUGUAAAUAUUGACAACAGCAGUAAAUGCUGAAUGUAAAGUGUAUAGCAUUAAAUUGUUCACGAGAUUAAAUAAAUGUAUUUAUAUACAAGAAACUGAUGCAGCACUGCAUCUGAUAGCAUGUUGCCAACUAGUAAAACUGUUAGCAAGUCUUUGUAGAUAACUAUCUUCAUAAUAGUGGUAUACAAUACCAAUAAAUUAAUGCCAUGUACAACACACACACACACACACACACUUAAAUGUGAGGCUUCAGUCCAUUACAGAAGUGACAAAAAAAAAAAAAAAAGUGGAGGUGAUGUUAAGGUGUUCAGCUUUGAGGGCAUGAACACCUCAAAAUUACCUUUCCACCAUUGUCUAGUUUAAAAGUUGCUUUUUGGACUGAAGUCUACACAAGUGAAAUGUUUCAGCAAUACAUGUAUAGAUAUCCAGAUGUUGCAAGUGUCUUAUUCAAGACUUGUCAAGCUAAGUCAAAAUUUUUAGCUAAAAAAAUGUUUACUACAAAGUCAAAGGUAAAACUCUCAUACAUAGACGAUUACUUUUUUGUGUGUAUAUGGGGGGUGGGGAGAAUACUGUUGGCAUAGUAUAGCAAUUACAAGUAGCCCUAUAAAUACACUUCUAGAAGAAAUAAAUUUAUUUUAAAUACCAGUAAA
Molecule: messenger RNA, 3742 nt
Organism: Cherax quadricarinatus
Lineage: Eukaryota; Metazoa; Arthropoda; Malacostraca; Decapoda; Parastacidae
Source: RefSeq, a predicted model, not a curated record